AUGUUCGCGCUUUCGACCAAGUCGCUUCUUCCACAUCAUCACCACCGCCAAUACUCUCGCGACCGCUCCAAUUCGAACGCUACCCCCUCCGACAGCAAUAUCGUCCCUCCAACCGCGAUAACCGCUCCUCCUCCUCCUCCUCCUCCUCCCAUAGCACCACCACCGGCACCACCAUCUAGCCAUUCCCGCCGUUUCUCCACCCGCUCCAACUCCGUCUCGUCCUCUAUCGUCACCAUCCGGCGCUCGACCUCCCUCACCUCCAAAUCCGCGAGCAAUCUUCCCGCAACCGAUCCCUCGUCUCCAGACCUGCAGCGGGCCGGCCCAGCUAAGCUCCAGAAGCGCUUUCCGGGCAGCGGCAGCAAUCGAAGUUCGCGACGACACUCGAGUAUCGCCCAUCUCGAAGGGGUCGGGAGCUCGUUGAAUCGCUACUCACAUUCCACGUCGUCGAGCAAAUCGUCGGCCAAAGAGUUUCUAACGAGCACCGGAACCGCCCGUCAAGUCACCGCGACGCACCUUCAUGGACCGUCGGCUCGACUGCCUCCCACUCCCAAUCCCACCGCAACAUCUCCUCCAAGGAAAGGGGACCGAAGUCGAUCACCGGUUUCCUCUCCGCAGCAACGACGCAACAAUUUAGCCUCGAUCCUUCCUCCUCUUCCGAUUCAAACCACCGAUUCGUUGCCAAUUCUGACCAGCGCCGUGUAUAACCCCAACGAGACCUCGUCUUCCUUAACGACUCCCACCAAUGCUCGACCUCCGUCUCGACCCAGUGCAGCGAGCACCUUUAUAAACGCCCAAUUUGACCACGGACCACCACAAACCGCGCCUCCGAACCGACCACCCCCCAAUCCGACCCGGCGCCCUGCAUCACCAACAAACCGAUCACUCCACCCCACAAAUCACCGUGCCGUACCUCCACCACAGCCAUCGCCGACCGUCCCCCCUCAAUUCUCGCAAACGCCUCAGUAUCGGUCCGACCGGCGACCCUCCGAUCCCCACCCAGGCCCCACGGUUCCGCGACAAACGAGCGCCGCCUUGGCGGAGCGGUACGGGAAACCCACCGGGACGCGCAUAGGAGCCACGGGAGCAGGCGGACGAAGUGCCUCGCCCGUCGACCAUCGGGACCAGGAACGCCGCGAGCGGGAUAAGAAGACCAUGCUCUCCCGCGCGCUGCAGAAGGCGAACACCGCCGUGGUGCUGGACAAUGCGCAGAACUUCGAGGGCGCCGUGGAGGCGUACGAGGAUGCGUGCAAGCUGCUGCGGCAAGUGAUGCAGAAGACCUCGGGUGACGAGGAUCGGAAGAAGUUGGAUGCAAUUCGUGUCACCUAUACCACCCGUAUCCGCGAGUUGAAAAGCGAUUCCUCAUUGCAGCCCACCGGAGGCAAGUCCUUGCCAGCACGACCAAUGAGCGAUGAAUCAUUAACCGGGGAUUCUCAAACCAUCAUGGCGGAAAUCCUCGAUGCCGACGAUCAAGAGGAGGAAGAGCAAGCAGUGAUAGCAACAGCCACGAUGACCCGGAUCGUGAACGACCCAUCAACGGAAACCCCCAACCCACGAGGACCACCGCCCUCGGUCAGAGCACCGCCACCCCCAGUAAUACCCCCACGACGUGAAUCCGCUGUGACGGCAGCGAUGCGAGAGGUAGCAAGUGCAAUGCCGACAUCAAGGAAUGAGGAGUACUUUCUACGGCCUGGAGGCCCUACCGCCACUCCACUGCAACGGGAUCGCAUUGUGAAAACCACCCUUGGCGUCGAAUUGCCCAUGGAUCGAGACUACAUGCCCCCUCCACUCUCACCGCGAAGGCCUAUGACGCCGAAAGAAGAAGCCGGAGACGAGAUACCUAACCUGCAACGGGCUCCGCAACAAACUGGCGGUCCUCGACUCCACGACCGUGGGAAUAGCGAAGAGUCCAUAUCGUGGCUCGACACCGUCGACGAGUCCCCAAGCUCAUCGUGCGCAUCCUCGGUCCACUCAAUGUCCCAAAAUGGCAUCAAGCGGAAGCACCUCCGCAACGGGAGCGGCGGGACGGAAGCCGAGUUCGACGCCGCGCUCGACGCAGCGGUGGAGGCGGCCUACGACGAAGGGUUCGAGCCGUACCCAGAACCCCCACCGGCCAGCGACUCCUACACCGACGCCGUUGCCACGGUGCGCCGCAACAUCGAACUUGCGAAGGAAAAGAUCCGCGAAGUUGAACGCGAGGAGGCGAUUAGCGAGGCCCACCGUCGGGAACGGCAACGCCAGAUGAACAAGCCGCCGCUGCCGCACGUACGGGACAGCGUGGAUGAAUACCAUGGCGACGACGCGGACGAGGAGGAGCGGAUCUUGGACGAGAUGACGAAGGAGUACAUGCUCGACGGAUUCGAUUUCGGACUGCAGUCGAAGUCGGCGUUGCCCCGUCAGUCGGAUUCCAGCGAGUAUUCGGGCAAGACGUGGCACAGCUCCGUGUCGUCGAAACGGACGACCGGCGGGAUGUCGUUGUCCACCGUGUCGGAGUCAACCAUCACGGAUCUACCGGAGGGAAGAUCAUCGCAUCAUGGACCGAGAGGACCGGGAGUCGCGCAACGGAAUGCGCUCUCAUCCGUCUCCGAAUCCAAUUCGUACCUAACGGAGGCAUCGGACUCGGCGGACCCUACGAAACCAGAGUCGUCCUCGGCGAACAAUCAAGACACGAGCAUCAAGGACCGAAGAAAGUCGGCACAAAACACCAAAGGAUUGACGAUCGAAACUUCAGUAACAAAAGUGGUGCUUGCCGGCGCUCCGGAAGGCUCAUCUGAUGUUGGUGCUCCUGGAAUAACCAAACCAGAGCCUUCUCCGUAUGGACCACGCACAUCGUCAAGACAGCCACCAUCAGCGACCUUUCCGAGACAGCCGCCGUUCACCGCACCCGCCGCCACGACUCUCCAUAUUCCCUCUCCGAGCCUAGGCAUCAGCCCGUCCGACAGCAAUGCGGUGACGAUAUCCCCCGCAACUCCGCUCCUCGCGCAGAUCUCCACCAGCGAAAGCGCCCCUGUGCCUCCGUCGCCAUCCACCAAAUUUCCCGGGAAGCUUCCAGGGGGGUUGCGGAAAAAUAAGUCGUCGAUUAGCCUGAAGAACCGAGCGUAUUCCAUCUCCAGCCCUGACGAGGGCUCCGACGGAUCCGUGAAUACGCCGAUAAGUGCCACAUUCUCCGGGUUCCCUCCCCAUGUGAGAAAGGCCACCCUCGAUGCACCAGGUACUGUGCCUGCGAUGCCUCCAUUUCCCAUGGACGCCGCGGGUACGGCCGGUAUGCAUCUCUUCGAAAGCGAUAUCCACUCUCCUUACAGUCCGGGAACGCCGAAUCCUCUGGCCUUAAAUGCGCCCAUCCCCCUGGAACCAUGCCCCGACUCGUAUCUUCUCCGACCCUUCUGGCUCAUGCGCUGCUUCUACCAAACGAUCGCCCACCCUCGCGGCGGAUACCUUUCCACCAAGCUGUUCGUCCCACGGGAUGUCUGGCGCGUCAAAGGCGUCAAGGUCAAAUCCAUGGAAGAAAAAAUCGCCAACUGCGAUCUCCUAACCGCCGCGCUUCUCAAGCUCGGCGCCGUCGACACCUUCGACUCGGAAGCCGUCCUCGACGAGAUGCAAUCCUUCGAGUUCGUCCUCGACCAGGUGCAAACCAACCUGGUCAAGAAGCUCGGAUCCGACGUCGGCAUGUCCGGUGUCACCUCCCUCUGGAAAGACGUCCCCAUCCUCGACGACAACUCCAUCCCCCCCGUCCCCGGCCUCCCGCUCGGCAAGUCCGCCUCCGGAACCCAAUCCAAAGGCUACCUCACCAGCUGGCGCAAGCUCCGCUCCAAGAACACUAGCACCGGCCUCGGCGCCUCCGGCUCCAUCUCCGGCACUGGCUCCAUCUCCCUCACAGCCCAGCGCGACCCGCCGCGCGACGGCCUCGUCAUGCCCACCCUCCCGAUGACCUCGCUGGUGAACCCGCGGUUCGCGAAGCGCGACGUCGCCGCCGUCGACUUCAGCGGGCCGAACGCGAAUUAUACCAGCGCGCUGGCCCGGCUGUUCGACGCCGUGCAGGUCGUCGACCAGGUGGCGCGCCAGGUGGAGGAUCCUGGGCUGCGGCACUCGAACCCCACGUACGUCGGGCUGGAGCUGUGCGCGCGGCAUGCGGCGGAGUUUUUCGGGUUCUACGUCUGUCGGUUCGUGUUGGCGGAUAUGUCGAUCCUCUUGGACAAGUUCGUGAAGCGGGGGUCGGAGUGGGUGCUGGUGUAA
Eremomyces bilateralis CBS 781.70 is the source of this 4230-nucleotide messenger RNA. RefSeq lists its product as uncharacterized. The transcript is spliced from 2 exons. Bases 1 to 4230 code for a protein of 1409 amino acids. The record is from RefSeq and is a predicted model, not a curated record. Lineage: Eukaryota; Fungi; Ascomycota; Dothideomycetes; Eremomycetales; Eremomycetaceae.